This is a messenger RNA of Salvelinus fontinalis (brook trout), 1237 nucleotides long. RefSeq names its product solute carrier family 66 member 3 (gene slc66a3). The transcript is spliced from 8 exons. The record is from RefSeq and is a predicted model, not a curated record. NCBI's taxonomy places the organism in Eukaryota, Metazoa, Chordata, Actinopteri, Salmoniformes, Salmonidae. Bases 134 to 832 code for a protein of 232 amino acids.
AACAUAGGGGUGGGGUAAUGUGUGCGGAAGUGAAAUCAAAACUCCGUGCAAGCCACCUCGAUCCUGUGAUAGUUAGUAGUCGUUAGUGAUCUGUGAGCCAAAGGUCGAUAGAUCUUCAUAUAAUUGUGAAAUCAUGGAAUCAGACAAGUUACUACAUGCCGCUAACUUUAGCACACUGUUUGUGUGCAUGGUGCUAAAGUUUCCGCAAAUAUUUGUUUUGAUGCGCGCGAAAUCGACAACGGGUGUCAGCCUCAACAGUCUUCUGCUGGAGCUAACCGGCUCACUGGAUCCUGACACUCUGCCAGAAUUACACUGGCUCUCAGGCAUGGAAGGAGUGGUAGGCCUUCAGCAUGGGUUCAUUGUGUUUGUCACCUACCAGAUGUACUAUGACUACCCACCCCCAACCUACUUGGAGUACCCCAUCCUCAUUGCUCAAGAUGUCAUCCUCCUGCUCUUGAUUCUACAUUACAAUGGCAGCCUGAAGCAGAGUCUGAUCUAUGCAGUUGUGUUUAUGGGGGGCUGGCAACUACUCACUGUGCAGAAGUGGAUAAUUGAUUUGGCCAUGAGCCUGUGUACAUUCAUCAGUGCUGGCAGUAAGUUUGCCCAGCUCCAAUGCCUGUGGCAGUCCAAGGACUCAGGCCAGGUUAGCGCCCUCUCCUGGGGUAUGGCUACCUACACAUGUUUUGCAAGGAUUUACACCACCAGUGUGACAACUGGAGACAUGCAGGUUCUGGUGCGAUUUAUUGUCAUGGCACUGCUGAAUUCAUGGGUGCUAGCUACAGUCUUGUACUACAGGAAAAGGUCUGGGGAAGUACAGAAGAAGCAGGAUUAAGUCUCCUGUCACAAACAGUUAUUACCUCCAAUGUCUAAAACUGGACAAUUUGUCUGCACUCCCUUUUUCAAUGUAUAAUUUCACCCAGACAUGAAGCUGAAGACUGUGUGUGACAAAUGGACAGGUGGCAACCCAACCAUUUUGAUAUCAAAAGGGUUAUUUUCUAAAAAGUUUGGUACCAUUCUUUUUAACAUUAAUGCUGGUUAUAAGCCAGACAAUUAAACAUUCCAUUUGACAACAGGUCAAGUUAGUGCAAAAUAUUAAAAAAUGUGUUGAGCUAAUAUAUUGGGUGUGUUAAUCCUUUCUGUUGAGAUGCAGAUGUUUCUCAGGAUAAAACAUUAAACAGCUGUAACUUUCAAUUUAUUUUCUAAAGAUUUUAAUCAAUAAACCAUACCACCUUUGAAA